Messenger RNA from Ochotona curzoniae (black-lipped pika), 797 nucleotides. Its product is annotated as metallothionein-2-like. Gene Ontology annotation, molecular function: metal ion binding. The record is from RefSeq and is a predicted model, not a curated record. NCBI's taxonomy places the organism in Eukaryota, Metazoa, Chordata, Mammalia, Lagomorpha, Ochotonidae. The transcript has 3 exons. The coding region runs from base 423 to 626 and encodes 67 amino acids.
CAUCACUCAGCCAGGACUGGAAGAGGGGGGUCAGGGAGCGUGGUAGAUACUGGGUUCCCGGAGCGCCAGAUGGCAGUCCGCAGUGUGGAAAUUAGGAAAAGGCGGCAGAAACGGCAACAUUUUGCCCAGCGCGAGCUCUCAGCCACUGCCGCGGGCCUCCAAGGAACAGCCCCCGCGAAGGGCACGGCGUGACGCUAGGGGAACCCUGCACUCGGCCCGCGGAGUGCGCACAGCCCAGGCCAGGGCGUGGGGCGGUGCGCCGCAGCAGGGGCGGGUGCAAGGACCAGGGCGGGACCUUUGCGCUCGGUGCUUUCUCCCGGCUUUAAAGUGAGUUGGCUGCCCGCUAAGUCACAACUGGCCUUCCAACCGCCUGGGUGACUUUCGCCUUUCGCUCUGCAUCUCCAGCUUCACCUGAACUCGAAAUGGACCCCAACUGCUCCUGCGCCACCAUCUCUCUCACCCCUGCAGGUGACUCCUGCACCUGUGCCGGCUCCUGCACAUGCAGGGAAUGCAAAUGCGCCUCCUGCAAGAAGAGCUGCUGCUCCUGCUGCCCUGUGGGCUGUGCCAAGUGUGCCCAGGGCUGCAUCUGCACAGGGGCAUCGGACAAGUGCAACUGCUGUGCCUGAUGUGGGCAGAGCCUGGCCCCUGAUGUACAUAGAGCCAUGCGGACAAACCUUGAGUACUCACCCCCUCUUCCCCUCCUCUCCCCAUGGCCACACAAGCCGACCCCUUUGCUACAUUCCUUGUUGUAUGAAGUAUGUGGGUGUUGACAUAAAGAAUAAAGGCUGUUGACUUUA